This is a messenger RNA of Bombina bombina (fire-bellied toad), 5632 nucleotides long. RefSeq names its product vitrin (gene VIT). Bases 266 to 3007 code for a protein of 913 amino acids. NCBI's taxonomy places the organism in Eukaryota, Metazoa, Chordata, Amphibia, Anura, Bombinatoridae. Gene Ontology annotation, biological process: positive regulation of cell-substrate adhesion; extracellular matrix organization. The record is from RefSeq and is a predicted model, not a curated record. The transcript has 26 exons.
GGAGAGUGUGGCAGUGCAGUGUGCUUUUGGCAGUGGGGAGAGAUCAAUUGGAAUUCGGGAUUCGUUUUUGAACACUAGUAAAACAUCUGGGCCCCCAUUUCUGUUUUAUUUGGGGAGCCAUAAAGGGAAUUAUUCACUAAUAUCUCCUGGACAAGGUACUGAAACCAGCAAUAUAUCUGCAGGACAUUAUUACCUGCAGGACAGCAUCAUUUCACUGCAUAUCAUUUAAAGUGAUUUUUGAAUAGCAGGAGUUUCUCUUUUUCAUAUGAUGAAGGAAAGAAUCAUUGUGGUUAUAUUGGUUUUGUUCCUCACCUGUUCUUCUCACGCUAGCAAAGACUCGUCAAAGAAAAAUAAGAAGAACAGACAACAUGCCCCUCAUAUUGAUUGUGACAUUAAGGCAGGGAAGAUUCUCAACCCAGAAUUCCUUGCAAAAUGCCCUGCUGGAUGCGACGACACAAAAUACCGUGUCUAUGGCACAGACAUAUAUGCAUCAUUCUCCAGUGUUUGCUCUGCUGCCAUACACAGCGGUGUAAUAGACGGCUCUGGGGGAAAAAUCCUUGUUCGUAAGGUUGCUGGUCAGUCUGGUUACAAAGGAACAUUCUCUAAUGGGAUACGAUCUUUGUCAUUGCCCCGCUGGAAAGAAUCAUUUGUUGUAGCAGAGGGAAAAGGAAAGAAAGGAGUCACUUACCCUUCCGUCCUUGACUAUGCAGAAGUCAAGACAGAUAUAGUAGUGCAUAGAGUUCCCCCACCCACCACAGUAUCAACAACAACUCACUCAACCACUACUUCAACCACCACCACCACAACUCCAGAACCUACAACUCCAGUGCCCACCACCACACAAAAGCCCACAACUACAACCAUUACAACAACAGCAACAGCCAGGACAAGACCUCCAUUGCUGCGAGCAAGAGAUACAGGAUCAAGCUAUAUCCAUCCUGCAUACCGAUCAAUUGUUGCCGCAUCAUCAAGUAAGAGCACACUAAAUGGGCAAAUGCAAGCAGCACAAGGAAGAGGACAAAACCAAGCUUUCAGGUCUCCAGCAUCAUCAACAUAUGCAAGUAACCGAAAUGCUCCCCGAGUCAAUGCAGGAGUUCCAAGACAAGACUCAUCAGUGUCCUUGCGUAAACCUGUAGGAAACCUUCCUUCAUCUUCUGGUUAUGCUUACAAUCGCGUGCAGCAAAUUCUGGCAGAAAAAGCAGCAGCAGCUGCGGCGGCAGCAGCGGCGGUAGCAGCAGCUAAGGCAAACCCAGCUCCCCCAAGAAAUGACUGGCAAAGUCAAAACCAAAGAACAAAUGUUCAGACAAUCCUACAAAAACCAGCAGUUCCAGAGAGCAGCAAUGUUGCCCCUAAUGCUGGACCAAACUGGUCUUCAGAGACAUACGAUACACAAGCUUACCCAAGACGUGAGUGGCAGAAUCCAAACCAAAGAGUAAAUGUUCAAACAGUUCAACGUAAACCAGCAGUUCCAGAGAGCAGUAAUCUUGCUCCAGUUGCCGGACCCAACUGGCCUACAGAAACACGUGAUACACAAGUUUCCAGCUCCAGUUCUAGCAUGUCGGAACCUGACAGGUGGUUUGACGGCUUUUCAGAAGGCAAUUACAGGAAUAGUGGAUCAGAGACAAAGUGGAAGGUUGUCCAAGAGUCAUCUGAACCAAAAACUAAAGCUGGGGAGACAGAUGUGUGGAAACAAGGCUUCUAUGAAACAGGACUCAGUUCAAAAGAAGAAGUAAAACCAAGACCAGCUCAAAUAAUACCCCAGGGUGGCAUAAAAUUCAGUUCAAAAGAGGAAGUUAUAGCAGGACCCCCAGAAGUAAUACACUAUGGUGGCAUAAAUUGCAAAAUAGAUUUGGUUUUCCUCAUGGAUGGAAGUUGGAGCAUUGGCAAGAGACGUUUCAGGAUUCAAAAACUUUUCCUGAAUCAGAUAGCAGAAGCACUUGAUGUUGGCCUUAAUGGACCUCUUAUGGGAAUUGUGCAAUAUGGGGAUGAGCCUUCAACAGAAUUUAGUCUUCGAUCAUAUUCCAGUUCCAAAGACCUCAAAGUUGCUAUUGAGAAAAUUCCACAGAAAGGAGGACAUUCACAUGUUGGAAAGGCUCUUUCUUAUAUCAACAAAAGCUACUUUUCUGAUGCAAGUGGAAACAGAGGAGGCGCUCCAAAUGUAGCGGUUGUUCUAGUAGAUGGAUGGCCAACGGAUAAGGUUGAAGAAGCUUCACGCCUUGCACGGGAAUCAGGAAUUAACAUUUUCUUUGUCACUAUUGAGGCUGCUGAUGACAAUGAGAAAAUGAAUGUAGUUGAACCCAACUUUGUGGAUAAGGCUGUUUGCAGAACCAAUGGACACUAUUCCAUUAAUGUCCCAAGCUGGUUUGGCCUCCUUAAGAUUGUUCAGCCUAUGGUGAAACGUAUAUGUGAUACAGACAAACUGGUAUGCAGUAAGACCUGUCUCAAUGCGGCCGACAUUGCAUUUGUCAUUGAUGGCUCUAGCAGUGUUGGUACAGGAAACUUCCGUACUGUACUUCAAUUCAUCGCCAAUAUCACCAAUGAGUUUGAGAUCUCGGACACUGAUACCAGAAUUGGAGCAGUACAAUAUACAUAUGAGCAAAGGCUGGAAUUUGGAUUUGAUAAAUACAGCACCAAGCAAGAUGUUGUCAAUGCCAUUAUGAGAAUAGGAUACUGGAGCGGUGGAACAAGUACUGGAGCUGCCAUUACAUAUGCCUUUGAACAGCUGUUCACUAAAUCAAAGCCGAACAAAAGAAAGAUUUUGAUUGUGAUUACAGAUGGACGGUCGUAUGAUGAUGUUCGUGUUCCAGCAUCUAAAGCACAUCAGAAUGGAGUAAUUGCGUAUGCUGUUGGAAUCGCUUGGGCAGCCCAUGAUGAGCUGGAAUCCAUUGCAACUGACCCUGAUAAAGACCACUCCUUUUUCGUGGAUGAAUUUGACAGUCUCCAUAAGUUUGUUGGGAAGAUUAUUCAGAACAUUUGCACAGAGUAUAAUUCCCAACCACGAAAUUAACUACCAGAGCUGAUAAAUGUACUUCUCUAACCAUGUGGAUCACCGUGUUAUCCAGCAAUAAAUGCAUAAACAGGUGGCUUUAUUGAAUUAGAUAUAUAAAUGAGUCCAGAACCUGGUUGUAAGUGCAGUUUACUUAUUAUAUAUUAAGAGCUUGCUUUUAUACUCAGCUUUGCAGCUCCCUCAAAACACUACUGAUGCGCCAACAGCCAACACAAGUACAAGGCUAGGCGGGAGUCUGGUACACAAAAUGUGAAGCGUACCCAGAAUCCCAUUAAAAUAAAAACAUUUUUUAUAUGUUUUCCGCAAGACCAUUUAUGCAAAUCAAAUUGGGUUAAUUUAUUUUUAUCCCAAUAUCAGCAUUAAUAUUAAGAGCAAGCGGCCCUUUUUGGCAUUGGUGUUCUAUUUUUUGCUUUAUUCAUUUUACUUUUUGUGCUUUUUUGUUAAGGAAAAUUAAGUUUUAUGAUUCAAAAUUUGAGACACUAUAAAAAAUAACAUGCAGUUGCCAACCUGUUGUGAAAUAAUCUGCUUUCUAGAUUUAGGUGUGUUUCAAAUAUUUUAUUACACAAAUUAUCAUCUGGAAUUCAUUAAACUGAGAUCCCUAAAUCAGAGAGCAUGACCAGGGGUAUACAUAGAUUCCUUGUCCACGCAGUAUAUUGCUACUCAGUGGAUCCAGUCCUACUUAAAAUAUAUAUUUUACUAAAGAGGAAAUAUUGGUGAAACUGAUGAGGAAUUUACUAUGUUAUCCCAUAGAGCUCAGAAUUAAGAAAACAUUAAACAUCUUUGCAUCAAAUCAUUGUCCCUAUAUGUGUGUUUAUCUUGUUAAUUGGCUAUUUUUCUCUUAUUAAACAUUUGUGUCAUUUUUUAACCCUUCAUUGGAAGGUGAUUGAAAAGAAGUACAAUAGCAAACCUCGUUUAAAAGAGAUACAAACUAAAUUAACCUGAUUUAUGAAAGCUAUAAAAAUAUUUAGAAAAUGUUAUUUUAAUAUUCCGCAUUUUUUUUGCGCUGUACAUUUAAUUAUUUUUUUUAGGGGGCAUUUUUUUUUAAUUAAAAAAAAGCAGGCCAGACGUUUUAAUACAGGUUUUGUACUAAAUUUAAAACAUAAUGAAAGUCAUGGGCUUGUGCUUUAGAUUUUUUUUUUAAAUAUAUAACCCUCAUGCAGCAAGCUAUUGGCAUAAAGAGGGAACAUCCAUACUGGCUUAUACAAUAAAAAUGAGAGGAAGUUCAAAUAUAAAUGUUGUGACAAAUGCAGUGAAUAUUAUGGAUCAGUAAAUACCAUGUUAGUAGACUUGUGCAAUUUGUUAUUCAUUAAUUAAACGAAUGUUAAAAAGGGUAUCGGUCUGCUGCAUUUGGCUUACGGUGCCCGGAUUUAUUUAUAAAAAAAAUUCUGACUCACAAAUAUUUGGAUUGCUUUCCUAAUAAAUCUGCACGCCAAAAAAAGAGUCAAAUGCAUAUAUAUAACGGCCAUCUACAACAUUUGUUUAACUAAUAUAUAACAAAUUGCACAUUUAAGCACAGUCUAGUAAGCAAAAAAAAAACUUUUUUUUUUAAAUAUUCAUAAUCUAAACUGCCCUAAGAUUUGUUUUUAUUAUUUUAUUUUACAUGAACACAAAAUAUAUCCAAUCAUUUUCUACAUUAUGCAAUCAGUUCUAUAUUUCUAUAUUCUGUAGCAUGCUUAUUUGAAAGCACACUCUUGGGACAAUACCCCUGUCAUAUAUAUAUCUAUAUAUCUAUAUAUAUAUCUAUAUCUAUAUAUAUAUAUAUAUAUAUAUAUAUAUAUAUAUAUAUAUAUAUAUGUAUAUGUAUGUGUGUGUGUGUGUAUAUAUAUAUAUAUAUAUAUAUAUAUAUAUAUAUAUAUAAAUAUAUAUACAUACAUAUAUCUCAAAUAUAUAUAUCUCAAAUAUAUAUAGUGCAAGAGACAAUUACAAAUGCAUAUUAAAACAAAAACACUUUUUUUUGUGUUUAGAAUAAUGAUCCACAUAUAAUAUCAGAGUUAGAUGAAAUAGAAUAGUAUAUUCUAUUAUACAAAAUAAUUAUUAAAAAAUAAAUUAAAAAAAUAUGUAAAUUUUCUUUAAUAACAGAUGGAGAAUCCAGAUUUUUAAAGCCUGGCCUAAAACAUUUAUUGCUCAAAUAUAUCAUUUUAUAGAAUUAUGUUGCCUCUUUAUCUGGUGUCAAGUAAACAAGGGGGUAUAAUACCGUUCUGAAUAAUAAAUUAUGCACCAAAUCACACUUUGAAUGUGCCUUAGUGCAAUGGUGGAUCUGACCUUAUUUUUUUAAAAAUAGGUUUGAAAAUAUGAUUUUGUUUAUACCAAUAAGCCAUUUUCUAAUAUUAAGUUGUUAUAUUUUUAUAUAAUAGAGAAAACCUUUCCAAAACUUAAGUUUAACUAAAUAAUUACUUCAUACAGUCUAAUGUACAUAUGAACAAGUUGUGUUUUUUGUUUGUUUGUUUGUUUUUUAAAUCUCUGGGUCCUAUUAGGUUCAAAUUUUGCUUUUUAAAAUGUAUUUGAAUUGUACCAAAACUGAAUAUAUGUUUUAUUAAAUAUGUACAGUUUAAUAAGGCUUUUACAUAAAUAAAGCUGUUGCUUGGUUGAAAGACUUUGCAAUUAAAAUAAAUAGCUCUGGAAAAA